AUGUCGACGCCAACACCCGGCAAGCACCCUCUGUCGCAGCAGGGUAGGACGCCGUCACAAGCUCAGCAUGGCGCCGCAGCGACUCCCCCAGUCUCAACACCCUUCUCGGUAGCCCAGGCUGCCAUAUCUCCCCAUGGCCCACGGUCCUCGCCGCAGCAAGUUAAGAAAUCACCCGCUACCGCGACCGUAGGCGGCCAUCCGUCAAGCGCUGCUGUAAACUUCGACACGCCCUCUGUUGACGCCGCUCUAAACGCCCUGCACAUGGGCCCGGGCUUGGACUUGGGCAUCCGGGCGCUGGGGACUCUCGGUAGGGCCAGUGAAGACGAGAGGGCGAAGCGCCUGGACGAUGUUAUCAGCAUCCUCAGUCGGAGCAAGGGCUUGAUCAGCGAGGCCGGUUUGGAGAGACUGGCAAAGCGACUUGAACUCGAGUUUAUCUGGGAAAGGUCUAUGGACAACAGCAACAACAGAACCCUCAUUGUAGCGGGUUCGGCUCUCGAGCUUCUUAUCGAAUUCUCCAGCGAUAUCGUGCAAUCCGUCUCUCUAAACUUUCCGGACUCAGCCGAAAUCGUAAACAAGCACGCUAAAGCAGCCGCUGAGAUAUUGUUCAACGACCUCCGGCUAGGCGAACACCAAAGUCCUCUGACCAAAUCACUCGAGAGUUUCACGGCCAACUUCGAGCGACUCGCUGCGCUAGACAAGCUGAGCAUCAAUCCCGGACUUAACCUGUACGAGGCUGUAGCCGGCGUCUACGAGAGCUUGAAUCGCCUUUAUGCGUGGGAGCUCCAAAAGGCUCGCGAGGACCCUUCUCUGGCCGGGAUGGAUGAUGGGGAUCUCGAGAAUUUUGUCACCUGUCUGAAGAGCGGGAAGCCCUUAAUGAACGCCCGUGGCCGGGUGGGCAUGAGCUUCGAAUACUGGAAAGAGAAGAGACGCUACCCAGCACAGAGCACAGAUCCGGCUGGAGGCGAGCAGAUGAGGACUUGGAACAUGAUGAUCGACUGUGCACCUCUCGUUGAUGUCUCCGUUGGCCCGGUCCGCAUUUCGGACAAGUGGAUCGGCGCAGAUGUUGAGAAACCGGCUCUCCCCGACGAGCUGCGCACAGGUGACCCCAUCAUCGACUGGCUUGAGCCGGAGAGUACAUUCAUUCCUGCACCAGACCAGCCAAAGGUUGAUCCGAUGGAUUCCGGGGCACCACUCCUCGGACCCCGGCUCCCAGAGGUCGUAUUUCGCGCCACAUUCGAUCCUCCAGUCCCCCUUCCUAUAACCGUCUGGGAUCAGAUUCAGCAGUUAGGGUGCGGGCUAGGCGGUGCGUUCAACGGGAAUUCCUUCGACGGGCUUCUGGUGCCUCACCCGCCAGGCAAAUUCCAUGAUGCUACCGAACCGAGGGUUAUCAGGUGCACCAAGAAGACGGCAUUCGUCCCGAUUGGCGACACGAAAGUGUUGCUGAAGGACCAGACCAACACGCUCCAAGUCGACAAGGCCUCCUGGAGUAGGACUCUAGCUGAGGUGACCUUUUCGCACCCGCAGCAGCUGGUCGCCAUGCUGCCCUACCUGCGACAGUACGUAUUCCUUGCCACGGUGCUGGAGAACAGCUUCACGGACCGGUCGGAUCCGGGUGCCCAAAACGGCGGCGGUGGGAAGCAGCCGUCAUCAUCAUCAGUCCAAACGGCUAGUACGGAAACCACCCAGACGGCGUAUGAAGCCUUUAUGGGAGGCGGCGCUGCCACGGACAAGGAGCCGCCGCUGAAGCUCGACGUGACCUUGUCGGGCCUCGAAGUGCCCCGCCUGUCGGCGAGCUUCCCGUUUCGGGACCGUGUUGCCAAUAUUGUGGUGGAGAUCCGCGAGGGCGGCCGCGUCCAUGUGGAGGAUCAGAACGUGCUGGACGAGAGCAACCUGGUGGCGCCCAAGGGACGGCAGAGGCGGGUGGAGGACAUUGCCAUGGUCUUGGAGCACUUCGAGGACCUGGGCAAGAUGGCCGAGUUUAUUAGGACGAGAUGGGCGUGA
Messenger RNA from Canariomyces notabilis, 2001 nucleotides. RefSeq lists its product as uncharacterized. The transcript is spliced from 2 exons. Gene Ontology annotation, biological process: regulation of transcription by RNA polymerase II. Gene Ontology annotation, molecular function: transcription coregulator activity. The record is from RefSeq and is a predicted model, not a curated record. The coding region runs from base 1 to 2001 and encodes 666 amino acids. Gene Ontology annotation, cellular component: mediator complex. NCBI's taxonomy places the organism in Eukaryota, Fungi, Ascomycota, Sordariomycetes, Sordariales, Chaetomiaceae.